AGCCGGCGCAAGCUAUCCAUGUGCAUCUCGAUGAUCGGCAUGCCUAACGUGCUGCUCUUGGACGAACCCUACGCUGGCGUUGGGACCACAUCGCGGAAGCGCAUCGUGUAUUACCUCAGCGCACUGCAGCGUGUUGCCAAGAUGUUCAUUGUACUGACUUCACACAACCUUUCGGACGUCGAGUUCCUCUGCAACCGCGUCGCCAUUCUGGGUUCGGGAAAGCUGCAGUGCCUUGGCUCAGUUACGCACCUCAAGAACAAGUUCGGCAAGGGCUACACCAUCACGAUGAAGAUGUACCCGGAUAGGAAGGAAGACAUUCUCUACCAUCAAGACGUGGCACAUGCCGUGCUCAAAAACUUCCGCGAUGCGGAGCUUGUGCACAGUUUUGAGGUGAAGCCAGUGCCUCUCUUUAACGGUUUCGUCAGCUUCCGAAGCAUGCAAGGUGGCAUCGAACUGCGGGCGAAGCUUAUUUGCAGUGUUUGUGGGUUAACCUUCAUGAGUUCAACGUGUCUCUUCAAUUUCGCAAACUUAUAUGCACUUUCCACGUAGCGACUGCAUCGAAUUUCGAACCUUCAUAUUGUGUUUGAUUGGACAAGGGCGUUUCUGUGCACUGAGUCAGCCUUCGAUUUUAUUGGUCUCUUGGUGAACUGAAGCCAUCAUUGAACAAUAGUCCAGGGGCCAUAAAAUGUAACCGACUCUGCCUAUCGUCUUCCCUUCCCUAAUUUUCGCACUGUUAUAUAAGUUGCUAUUAUGUAAAGCUAUUACAGUCUACUUCUAUUUGAAUCUUGUGACAUCGCAUUUACGUAACCGCCGACGCAAGCAUCGGGCGCUGACCAACAGCGUUGUUUGAAUCGCCCAAUCAAUCGCUCUCAUCGUUUAUAGGCGUCAACAUUUAUUUGCUUACAAAACAGUUGGCAUUGCCUACUUUUACAGGCCUUUCUUACCUAAUGGGCUGGCAAGAGGUGAGGAACAUGCAUAAAUGGAAAGGGUUUCGGUGGACUCGAGCUAGCGCAGUGAAAGUAGAUAACCGGAUGAGGAGGGUGGAGCUGGUGUCUGCGAGUGGCCCGCUUCCCUUUGUUUAGCUUGCGGUGGCUGGCCAAAAAUCGCGGCGGCAUGCAACGGCAAAAUUAAAAAUGCUCCUCAAACAGGUGCUCAGCGAAGAAAAGUUAGAAGAGUGAUGCUGUAUACGUGCCAAAAGGGGUUGACAACGUUGUACUGCCACGCAAUAAUGUUUUUUACGCAAAUAAAUACAUUCUCCCCGGCAGCUUCGAGUAGCAAGUGCCAGAGCGAUUGGUGGGCAGACAUCUUCUAUUCUUUUCGGAACGGGGCGGUCUCCGGAUAUUCCGAAAAAGAAAUUCUGUUUUGUUCGGCAUAUAAACGCACCUUCAAUGCGUACGCGUCACUUUGACUUAGUGAGUUUUCGCGGUUUUGUAACGUCCCGUGACAGACUGACAAAGUGAG
This is a messenger RNA of Dermacentor andersoni, 1461 nucleotides long. The record is from RefSeq and is a predicted model, not a curated record. NCBI's taxonomy places the organism in Eukaryota, Metazoa, Arthropoda, Arachnida, Ixodida, Ixodidae.